Messenger RNA from Encephalitozoon intestinalis ATCC 50506, 180 nucleotides. RefSeq lists its product as uncharacterized. The coding region runs from base 1 to 180 and encodes 59 amino acids. The transcript has a single exon. The record is from RefSeq and is a predicted model, not a curated record. Lineage: Eukaryota; Fungi; Microsporidia; Unikaryonidae.
AUGGUCCAGCGGCCUUUAAAAAAUGUCAAACUUCACAAGAAGCCUACAAAGUACAAGAGAGUACUUAAAAAAAUAACAAGUGAGAGUGAUAUAAUAACAAGAGAAAUCAACAAAGGAAUAGUAGAAAAAUAUAUGUCUUUGUAUAAAAAGAAAGGAAAGAAAAAUUCCGAUGUUAGAUAA